Anopheles stephensi (Asian malaria mosquito) is the source of this 1157-nucleotide messenger RNA. It is a transcript of the gene Prx6a, whose product is annotated as peroxiredoxin-6. Gene Ontology annotation, molecular function: peroxiredoxin activity. The record is from RefSeq and is a predicted model, not a curated record. NCBI's taxonomy places the organism in Eukaryota, Metazoa, Arthropoda, Insecta, Diptera, Culicidae. Gene Ontology annotation, cellular component: cytosol; mitochondrion. Gene Ontology annotation, biological process: cellular oxidant detoxification; cell redox homeostasis. The transcript has a single exon. Bases 306 to 977 code for a protein of 223 amino acids.
AGGGCACUCAUAAGCGUACAGGUGCGUUUUACCGGUAUGAGCUGUACAUUGGUAAUUUUUGAUACCUUAAAAAAUAAUUAUUUCGAUAAACUAGGUCCCCAACAUUAUAAAGUUUUUAUUUUUAUUUUAUAAAAUUUUAAAAACCUUCGCUCAACGUCCCGGUUGUGUUUGGUGUCAUCAUUUGACGUUUUCAAUUGACGCUGCAGUUGAAGUGGCCGGCCGCUGUUCCUCGCUGUUGCUCUAUUUUCGUCCAUUGCACAAAACAACAAACGCGCGCUCCCCCCGGCAUCAUCAUCAUCAUCAUCAUGUCGCUCAAUCUCGGUGAUCCUUUCCCUAACUUCACUGCCGAAACCACAAUCGGUACGAUCGAUUUCCACCAGUGGAUAGGCGACAGUUGGGCCAUACUAUUUUCCCACCCCGCUGACUAUACGCCCGUGUGUACGACGGAGUUGGCCGCAGUCGCGAAGCUGGUGCCCGAAUUUGCACAACGCAACGUGAAACCUAUCGCCCUAUCAUGUGACUCGGUUGAAUCGCACCGUGGCUGGAUUGAGGACAUCAAGGCGUACGGCCAGCUGGCCACCGGCGAUCCGUUUCCCUUUCCCAUCAUCGACGAUUCGAAGCGUGAGCUGGCGGUCAAGCUUAACAUGCUCGAUCGGGACGAGAUCGGAUCGGCCGGGUUGCCUCUAACCUGCCGAGCAGUGUUCGUGAUCGAUGCCGGUAAAAAGCUACGACUCUCGAUCCUUUACCCCGCGACGACCGGGCGCAACUUUGCCGAGAUACUGCGCACCAUCGAUUCCAUGCAGCUGACGGACAAGCGCAAGGUGGCAACACCGGCCGACUGGAUGCCGGGUAAUACGUGCAUGGUGCAGCCGACGGUGCCGGAGGAUCAGCUGGCGACCCUGUUCCCGGCCGGCGUAAACAGUGUACCGUUACCGUCGGGGAAAAGGUAUCUGCGCAAAACCGAGUGUCCGAAGUGAUGGUGCCCCGGAGGACUUAAUCUACCCUAGGUACUUAAUGAAAUGCAGACAUCGGUGAAGUGUGAUUACAAUUGGCCAUUACACUACUAUACAGCUUUUAAUAGCAUUUUUGAUUGGAUUUACAUUGGAUGUAAUACAGUACAGCUAAAGAAUACAGAUUAUUGGAAUAACUUGAAGAAA